This is a messenger RNA of Tilletiaria anomala UBC 951, 891 nucleotides long. RefSeq names its product putative 60S ribosomal protein L18. The record is from RefSeq and is a predicted model, not a curated record. Bases 1 to 612 code for a protein of 203 amino acids. Gene Ontology annotation, molecular function: RNA binding; structural constituent of ribosome. Gene Ontology annotation, biological process: translation. Gene Ontology annotation, cellular component: ribosome; cytosolic large ribosomal subunit. The transcript is spliced from 3 exons. Lineage: Eukaryota; Fungi; Basidiomycota; Exobasidiomycetes; Georgefischeriales; Tilletiariaceae.
AUGUGGCCGAAGCGGUUGGCUCGGGUUGGGGGUAUCGACAUCAAGAAGCACCACGUCAAGAAGGGCCAGCGUACUGCCCCCAAGAGCGAGGACCCGUACCUCCUGCUCUUGGUCAAGCUUUACCGCUUCCUCGCGCGCCGCACUGACUCGCGUUUCAACAAGGCCGUUCUGCGUCGCCUGUAUCAGUCCAAGAUCAACCGGCCACCAGUUUCGAUCUCACGCAUCAUCUACCUCACCCGCAACAGCGGUGGUGUCGCCAAGGAUGCCUCCGCCAAGCCCAAGACGGUUGUCGUUGUUGGCCCGAUCACGGAUGAUAACCGCCUGAUCGAGGUUCCACAGCUGUCCGUUGCGGCGCUUCGUUUCACCCAGACUGCGCGCGCACGCAUCCUUGCGGCUGGUGGCGAGUGCCUCACCCUUGACCAGCUCGCGCAGCGUGCCCCGACUGGCAGCAACACUGUUCUCAUCCGCGGCCCGAAGAACGCUCGCGAGGCUGUCAAGCACUUUGGCAUGGGCCCGCACAAGCACAAGAAGCCGUACGUUCGCGGCAACGGCAAGAACAGGAAGAGGGAGAACGCGAGAGGUCGCAGGAAGAGCCGUGGCUUCAAGGUUUAAAUUGGCUGAGAACCAGCUCAAUGAGGAUGGGCUUGUUUUUCAGGUGGGCAGCAGUCGCGAUUGGAAGAGGCCGGGCUGCUGCCAAAUGGGAUCCGGAAGGCAACGAGUAUGGAAAGAGAGCCGCAGCCUAGUGUACCUUUCUGUGUCUGUCUUGCUGUCUGUCUGGAACGAUGGGUGCGAUGCCGGGCUGGGAGUGGGUCUGGGGCAUCCAUCACGAGGUGGUCGCAUUCACAACAGCAGUUGUUUUGCUUUCACCGGCGGCCAGCCACUGGCGGCCCG